Molecule: messenger RNA, 835 nt
Organism: Dermacentor silvarum
Lineage: Eukaryota; Metazoa; Arthropoda; Arachnida; Ixodida; Ixodidae
Product: succinate dehydrogenase cytochrome b560 subunit, mitochondrial
Exons: 6
Coding region: 133-654 (173 amino acids)
Biological process (GO): tricarboxylic acid cycle; mitochondrial electron transport, succinate to ubiquinone
Cellular component (GO): membrane
Molecular function (GO): electron transfer activity; succinate dehydrogenase activity
Source: RefSeq, a predicted model, not a curated record
UGUACUAGACAAUGGCCAAUCCAAUCCAACAAUCUUGACGUCUGCGGGUGCCGGCUGUUUGGUUUCUCGCGUCCUCGCGUGUCUUCAAGGGUACUUGGUACUUCAUUUAUUCCAGAUCCGUGUCGUGUUAUUAUGGCAUACGCAAUGAGGUUUGCCAACAGGGCAAGUGCUCUGUCGCUUCUGAGACCAGUGACAGCCUCGCCCGCUGCAUGCUUUGCACCAAUGUCAGCUAUGAGCCCCAAGCAGGCGGAAGUGACAGAACACUUCUUCAAAAAGAACAAGUCACUCAAAAGGCCUUUGUCUCCUCACCUGAGCAUUUAUGCACCGCAAAUGACGUCAAUGCUUUCACUUACACACAGGGCAACUGGCUGUGGCAUGGCAGUGUGCCUGUAUGGAAUGGGUGUGAUGCCGCUUGUGUGCUCGCACCAGUUCCCGCACUAUGUGGAGGCACUGCAGGCCAUGCACAUCUCGCCCAUCCUCACUUUCCCAGUGAAGCUUGGGCUGUCCUUUGCCCUCUGCUACCAUACCUUCAAUGGCAUGCGCCACCUGGCCUGGGAUUUGGGUCUUGGCUAUGGCCUCAAGGAGCUCUACACAUCAGGCUUUUUUGUUCUUGGCCUCAGUCUGGUGACGGCGGCAGUGUUGGCCUUCAAGUAGGCUGCCCUAUACCUUGCCUGCAGCGCCUAGGCUCAAGGUGGCAAGCCUGCCCAGCGACAUGCACACUCCCUUCUUCAGCGGUUUGCAUAGACAGGGAGAGAAGGUACAACACUGUCUUGAUGUGCUGGGUCAGGAUAUCUGUGAUUUUUAAUAAAAAAUCUCCAACUGCUGUGCAUCUAAA